UCUUCCAACAAUAUUCUUCAAUGGAACCAACAUGCUUGGAUACUUCACUCAAUCUCAACGUUGAUCCUUCUUCUGUUCACACGGAUAUGGUGUUGGAGGAAGAGUUGCAGAGGCUGAGACGUGAGAACAAGAGGUUGACUGAGAUGUUGACCCACUUGUGUGACGGCUACAUGGUUUUGCAGAAGCAAUUGACCCAAUUGAAGAACACAAAUUUUGAGCAAGACCAACUCGAAUCACGCAAGAGAAAAGCAGUUAACAAUAACAAUGGCGAGUGCAGCUCCAUAACAGAGGAUUCCUUCAAAAGGUACAGCUACAAGGAUUUCAGCUCCUCCCCAAAGGUUUCCAAGGUUCUUGUAAAGACACAAGCUUCUAAUAACAGUUUAUAUGUGAUGGAUGGAUAUCAAUGGAGGAAAUACGGUCAAAAGGUGACCAGGGAUAACCCUUCUCCUAGAGCUUACUUCAAGUGUUCCUUUGCUCCAAGCUGCCCCGUUAAAAAAAAGGUGCAAAGGAGUUUAGAAGACCCUACAAUACUUGUUACAACAUAUGAAGGAGAGCAUAAUCAUGGUAAUGAAAGAGGUGAAAUUGAAGGAGGAAAAGGGUCAAGUCCAGUUUCUUCACCAAAAGCCAGAAUUGGAAGUGUAACGCUUGAUUUGGUCAAAUCAGGAUUGUUUGAAACUGCCCAAAAGUCAUCUAUCCAACAAUUUUUGGUUCAACAAAUGGCUACUUCUUUGACAAGGGAUCCCAAUUUCACCACAGCACUUGCCACUGCCAUUUCAGGAAAAAUUCUAGAAGCCAAAUGGUGAAUUAUUAAUUUUAAAAAUAAUCUUUUUUAAUUCAAACAACAUCAAAAAAGGUUAUUUUCUUAGCACAUGUUGCUCUUAGCAGGGAGUAUGUUAGAUUGUUUGCUUCUUCUCAGAGGCUGCAGAGUCAUAGUAGGAUUGUAUAUAGAAAAGUAAAGUCAGAAAAAAAAAUGGUUGAAAUUUCAUUGGUAUUUGCAUUUCCUUUCCAAUAAAGUUAUGAACCUUUUCUUUUUCUGCCCAGCCAAAUUAAUUUCACUUAAAUCUCAGUACAAGUAACACGAUAACAUAUCGUGUGUAUUUGAGGACGGUAGGAAUUUUGACAUCUGGUUACACAAAUGGAUACUGUU
Vigna radiata var. radiata (mung bean) is the source of this 1147-nucleotide messenger RNA. Its product is annotated as probable WRKY transcription factor 40. The record is from RefSeq and is a predicted model, not a curated record. Gene Ontology annotation, molecular function: DNA-binding transcription factor activity; sequence-specific DNA binding. The transcript is spliced from 4 exons. Bases 21 to 803 code for a protein of 260 amino acids. Gene Ontology annotation, biological process: regulation of DNA-templated transcription. NCBI's taxonomy places the organism in Eukaryota, Viridiplantae, Streptophyta, Magnoliopsida, Fabales, Fabaceae.